Manihot esculenta (cassava) is the source of this 1259-nucleotide messenger RNA. RefSeq lists its product as uncharacterized. Lineage: Eukaryota; Viridiplantae; Streptophyta; Magnoliopsida; Malpighiales; Euphorbiaceae. The record is from RefSeq and is a predicted model, not a curated record. The coding region runs from base 220 to 720 and encodes 166 amino acids. The transcript has 2 exons.
GGAAGAGAGAUUUUCAUUACAAAUUUCAUUGGAUUUGCUCUUUUAGGAGUGACAUUAUCCCUUAUCACACGUGCUGAUUAACCCUUAAACUCUUUUCAAGGAUCUUCUAAUGGCUAUUAAAGCUUCCAAAAAGAGUAUGGGUUUUGUCUCUUCUUCCUGUUCGCUACAGAUUCAUUCUCGUCAUCUCCAACAACCUUAGAAUUCUUGUGGAUAGACGACAUGGUUCAGAACCUAGAGGCUAUCAAGGGCAGCGGUCGAUCCAUCAAGGUGGGAACCACAGGAACAAUCAGUGCACUCAUGACAAGGGAACUGGAAUCCAUUAAAUCUGCAUCACAGGCAUCACUAUCUCAUCAAGAUAAGCCUAAGACUGAUCCUGUCUCAGUUCCUUGUAGUGUGACUACUCCUAGAGGACUACGAGCAAAGAAAUCAUUAGGCGAAGCGAGUACUAGUGCUAGUAGCAGCAGUAAUAAACAUGGAAGCCCUGAAACAGCUCAGAAGAUGAAAAGCUACAACAGAAGUGCCCAUCGAAUGCCGAUGCUCCGUUCUGAGAAUUUAACAUUGGAGAGAAAUAUCAGUAGGGACAAAACCAGAAAGAAAGGAACUAACAUUGUGGAAGUUGUGGACAUAAAGUGUGGUCAGCCAGAUAAGACAUGGACAAGCCCUAUAACCAGCAAACUCAAGAAGCUUGGUUUCUCAAAGCUAUCAGAGACCAUUGUCUAAACUUGCAAGUUCUUGGCAUCAGAUUUCAGAUUCCUGUAACUGAAGUCUGAAAUCCCAGUUGGCCGGUGGUUGUUUGAAACUUCCACCAUAGAACAUAUGCUUGGUAGAAGCCUGCUGCUGCUGCUGCUGCUUCUUCCUUUCUUUUUCUUUUUUGGGGUUGUUACCACAGAUCCAAGAGUGGGUUUGGAUUGACCCCUACUAGUUGAGGCUGUUCCAGUGGUAUGGGAGUUGGGCUUCUGAGAGCUUUCUGGACAGCGUAAUUGUAGUUGGCUGAAAUGCCUGAGUUCUUGCAUUAUGAGAGACCCAAUGGUUCCUUGAGUGCCUAUAUCUACAGGAGUCUGUGCUUCCAUGUCUUCAGGGACUUGUGUGGUUAUGGUGCUAGAUUUAUACUUAUGCUUGUCUUGUCUGGGGCAUGUAGUGAUUGGCUCUAUCUAUUUCAGUGUUUUUACAUGGAUUCAUUACCUCAUGUUCUUUAUCUGAAGUGAAGAGUAUUAGAUUCUUCCCUAUUUAAAAAGAUUAGAUAUUGACAUUUUCUUUUC